AUGAAAAUUUUGUGCGUAGCAGAAAAGAAUUCGAUAGCUAAAUCUGUAGCUGCUAUCCUUAGUGGUGGAAGGUCAACUUCUAGGGCCUCUGAUUAUGUAUAUGUCAAAAAUUAUGAUUUCGUGUUCCAAGGAUUCCCAUUUGCACCUUAUUCAUGUGAAGUAACAAUGACUAGUGUGGCAGGACAUUUAAAUGGUGUAGAUUUUGAUGGGCAGCAAUAUGGUUGGGGUAAAAGUGAUCCAUUUACAUUAUUUGAUGCUCCAUUGAUUGAGACUAUGGAUAAGAAUCAAAAACAAAUUGCAAGUAAUAUACGUAAAGAGGCUAGAAAUGCAGAUAUUUUGAUGAUUUGGACGGAUUGUGACAGAGAAGGUGAAUACAUAGGAUGGGAAAUAUACCAGCAAGCACGGCAAGGAAACAGAAAUUUAGUAGAUAAUAAUGUUUAUAGAGCAAUAUUCUCACAUUUAGAAAGAAGUCAUAUUCUCUAUGCUGCAAGGAACCCAAAGAGACUUGAUCAAAAAAGUGUAGAUGCCGUAGCAACCCGUAUUGAGUUAGAUCUAAGAACAGGUGUAGCUUUUACUAGAUUGCUCACAAAUACUAUGGCUUCAAGAGUUCAAUCAAGUAUAAAUUCUGAGCAAGUCAGACUUAAUAAUAGUAAUAAUAAUGGGAAUAAAAAGGAAAAAAUUAUCAUAUCAUAUGGACCUUGCCAAUUUCCAACACUAGGUUUUGUGGUAGAUAGAUUUGAAAGGAUACGAAAUUUUGUUCCUGAAGAAUUUUGGUAUAUUCAAUUGCAGGUGGAAAGUAGAAAUGACAACGAUGAUAACAAUAUUGGAUUUGAAACAUCAUCAACAACAUUUCAAUGGGAAAGAGGGCAUAUCUUUGAUCGGCAUAGUGUUCUAUCUUUAUAUGAAAUGUGUCUUGAAAUUGGAGGUGAUGAAGCAACAGUAUGUGAUCUAAAAUCGAAACCUUCUACAAAAUACAGACCUUUCCCAUUGACAACAGUUGAAUUACAAAAGAAUUGUGCUAGAUAUUUCAGAAUUAACGCAAAACAAUCUCUAGCAGCUGCUGAAAAAUUGUAUCAGAUGGGAUUUAUAUCUUAUCCAAGAACUGAAACAGAUACAUUCCCAGAUACUAUGAAUUUAAAGGAUUUAAUUGAAAAACAAGCACAAAGAAACCAGGAUUUUGCUAGUAGGACUCCCUGGGCAUCCUAUGCUGCAACUCUAUUAGAUGAAAAUUCUCCAAAUAACUUUACUUUUCCUAGAAGUGGGAAACAUGAUGAUAAGGCACAUCCACCGAUUCAUCCUAUUAUACCAUUAGGUAAAAAUGCACAGAUUGAUGCUACCGAAAGAAAAGUGUAUGAAUAUGUGGUACGACAUUUUUUAGCAUGUUGUUCAGAAGAUGCUAAAGGACAGACAACAACAUUAACAUUAGAUUGGGUCGGAGAGAAGUUUACUGCUACUGGGUUAGUUGUUCUUGAAAGGAAUUUUUUAAGUGUCUACCCAUGGGCCAAAUGGGAAACCACAAAGCAAUUGCCAAAAUUGGAAUUAGGUUCUGUUUGUACAUUGAGCAAAGCAGAGAUGAAAUCAGGAAUGACUUCAACACCUAAACCUAUGACAGAGAGUGAAUUGAUUGUGUUAAUGGAUACUAAUGGUAUCGGUACAGAUGCCACUAUUGCUGAUCAUAUCGAAAAGAUUCAGACUAGAAAUUAUGUUCGAAGUGAAAAAUCAGGAAAGGAGACUUUUUUACAACCGACUACACUAGGGAUAGCAUUAGUUCAUGGAUUUGAAGAGAUUGGAUUAGAAGAUUCAUUUACUAAGCCGUUUCAAAGGAGGGAAAUGGAGGAAGAUUUGAAAAAGAUAUGUCAGGGGAGUUAA
Messenger RNA from Arxiozyma heterogenica, 1869 nucleotides. It is a transcript of the gene TOP3, whose product is annotated as DNA topoisomerase 3. The transcript has a single exon. The coding region runs from base 1 to 1869 and encodes 622 amino acids. Gene Ontology annotation, biological process: DNA topological change. Gene Ontology annotation, cellular component: nucleus. The record is from RefSeq and is a predicted model, not a curated record. Gene Ontology annotation, molecular function: DNA binding; DNA topoisomerase type I (single strand cut, ATP-independent) activity. Lineage: Eukaryota; Fungi; Ascomycota; Saccharomycetes; Saccharomycetales; Saccharomycetaceae.